Podospora anserina S mat+ is the source of this 1308-nucleotide messenger RNA. RefSeq lists its product as uncharacterized. The annotation marks the transcript as partial. The record is from RefSeq and is a predicted model, not a curated record. Gene Ontology annotation, molecular function: DNA-binding transcription factor activity, RNA polymerase II-specific; zinc ion binding. The transcript has 2 exons. Gene Ontology annotation, biological process: regulation of DNA-templated transcription. Lineage: Eukaryota; Fungi; Ascomycota; Sordariomycetes; Sordariales; Podosporaceae.
CCCCUUGGAACAUACGACAUGGCCGACAAUCACAGAAGGGCGUACCCGCCGCCGCGAGAGGGCCCAGAGAGCUCGCAUUAUCCACCGCCCCCAGAGGAAGACGAAGAUAGGAGGAGGCUCCCGCCAGUUGGGGGGAGCGGCGUGAGCUUGCCGUCAAUCUCUUCUUAUCCACCACCACCAGCUUCGUACCCGCCGUCUGACCCACGCUAUCAGGAUCGAGGGUAUUCUGCAGACCCGCGAUAUCAAGAUUCAAGGAGUUGGCCCGCAGACCCUCAAACACCUAGUGGAUAUCCUCCGCCACCUCCGGACUCACGAUACCCGCCCUUGCCGUCGGUGAACGCGCCGCCACGGCGUUAUGAUGAUCGGCCGCCAUACGACGACAGGAGGCCGUAUGACGAUCACAGACCAUACAAUGACCCUUACUACGGGCCGCCUCCACACGCGUCCAGGCCCCCCAGUUACCCACCCCCUGGAUCUGAUCCAUACUACAGGUACCCGCCGGGAACUCCGUAUCCCUAUGGCGCUCCUCAACAGGCACCGCCUCAGCAGCAAGCUGCACCAAGGCAAAGGACAUCGAUUGCGUGCCGCUAUUGUCGAAAGAGAAAGAUUCGUUGCAGUGGUUACCAGAACACGCAAAAUGGAAAGUGCACCAAUUGCGACAAGCUUCGAAUCGACUGCGUAUUCCAGCCGGUAUCUUCUAAUUCCUCAGCCGCCUUCGUUCCAGUUCAGGCGCUCCCCGGAGGAGUGCCUCCCGGAACACCCCUCUUUGGAGCGUGGGGACAGCCUCUCGGUUCAACGGGCUCACAGGGACCACCUCCGCAACGGCCUUACCCGCAACACCCCCCGUCUGACUACCCGCCACCUUUGAAUUCGCCCACAGCUGCGUAUCCUCCAUACGACGACCGGGAAGGCAGUCGCCGACGAACCCGCCCACCCGAAGACGAUCCGAGUUUGCGACCUGGCCCUCCCAACUACCCGCCUGACGACGAUCCGCGACGACGCUCUCCCGCUUCAAACCACAGCAACGGCACUCCCCCGACGGGCUAUCACCAGUAUCAACACGGCGUCUACGACCAGGACAGGACCCCAACUCCUCAAAAGCCGAGUCCCAGCGGUCCCAGUGCUCCUCCGAUGCACCCUCAGCAGCCGCCGCCUCUGGUGGCUCACUCACCUUCACAGCCGCCUUCUGGUGCCUCCGCCAACCCAAUGAGUCUCGGACACCUGAUCAGCACGGAUGAGCGUGAACGAGGCGGUCCUAACGCCGGGAUCGAUCGCGACAUGCUCGGGAGACUGGGUCGGAGAUCCUAA